Macrosteles quadrilineatus (aster leafhopper) is the source of this 1984-nucleotide messenger RNA. RefSeq names its product mucin-2-like. Bases 119 to 1927 code for a protein of 602 amino acids. Lineage: Eukaryota; Metazoa; Arthropoda; Insecta; Hemiptera; Cicadellidae. The record is from RefSeq and is a predicted model, not a curated record. The transcript has 3 exons.
CUGAUGCAGCUGUGCCUGCUAGGUGCUGAGUCGCCACCGAGUUCCUCAACAGUUCACCGCUACUCAGCAGUGUUCGGCCUACUGGGCUACCACACUCUUCAGGUCGACUGGCUGAAGGAUGAGGACUCCUACCUACCUCCUGAUGUUGAUAGUUGUGACAGCAGCGCCGCUCGCUACCUGUGUACAGCCAAUACCUUCACAUCCAGCCCCUGCAACCCUUCACCAUUCACCUGCCUCAGACUAUUAUAACUGCAUCGAGAUAGACCUUUCGGAAGUUGAAUCAUUGAGGUCGAAUAUUUUUAACUUUAUUGACAUAAAUUUGGCAGACAAUAAAGAUAACAUAUCCUUCGGUCUUUUAGAAGAGGAUUGGGCCCGUUUAAAGCUCCUGGAGAUGAGAUUACCAGUAAAAUCUCCUCUAAGAGGAAAACUAGUGAAACUCUUCAGACUGUUAUUAUCAGCACUUUAUCAAGCUCACAGACCAAAGACACAAGAACCUCCUUAUUUCAAUAAUAGUAUAAUUUAUGACAGUGAAUCGCAAAUUUCAAAUCUAAAUGCAUCCACGAUAAACAUAAGUGAUCCAAAUUAUGGGAAUGUAAACCAUUCUAAAGUAUUGGAGGGGCCUACAAGUUCUGUGUCUCAAGAAGAGAUAGACAAUGAGGCAGCAGAGUCUGAACCACGACCUUCGGUGAUAUCACUUAAUACCCACCCGACCCACUUGAACACAGUUAGAAUAUCUGAAUACGACACAAACAGCCAUUCUGAAGAUAAAUCCACAAAAACUCCGCAUACUGUAAGUAAAGAAUUUUCAAAAUAUUCCGAAACGGAGGAACCAGACAAUAAGCUCCCUAUGCCUAACAAUCUCCCUAAAAGUAAAAUACUCGGAACUAAUAAAGAUAUUCUACAACAAACUAGAAACAAUGACACUUCGCAGAAGGUGACUCCAGUCUAUGGGUCAGACGUAACCGAAGAUUAUCAGGGCCUAAACAUAAAAUACGAAAAAGAACAUGGAGAUUUACCCGUUGAAACAGAAGAUAUUGCAACAACCACCAUUCAACCGAAAGGGAAUACAAAAGUUGACUUUAUAGAAGAAGUUGAAAAGCAAGAGUCAACCACUCCAUCAAUUACCGUGGUCCCCGGAAUCGAAGAUAAUUUAUUUUUGGACACUGAAAAAGCUGAUAAUACAACCAGUGAUGGCACUGGACGUGAAAGUAUCCGGACUACAGCUUCUGAGGACAACAUCACACCAAUCACGCCUUCUCCUGGCAUUGAAGAAGAAACUACCCAACACAGCCAAUUCAUUCCCGAUCCCACCAAUUCACAUCCAAAUACUGUUUCAUUUGAUGGUGAAGAAUUACAUGCUUCUAAAACAUCGACGACAACAGAUUCAGGCAUUCUACUCACCUCAACUUUAGCUCCUACCACGGUCAAAGAUCAAAUCCAUAUUCAAUCUCCGUACACAACUAGCAGCACAAAUGGCAUUGAUUCAAGACAGGACAAGUCUUUACAUUCAACUUCGUCAAGUCCAAUUAGACCAACACAGAAAGUUGACAAUCCUGUAAACAACAUCAUAAACGAUACCUUCAAAUCAUUCACCCUAGUGUUUCCUGAAUAUCCAAAAGUAACUUCUCCAACGACUGAAGUAAACAAGCUUUUGAUAUAUCCCUACGAUGGUGGGAAAAGAAUGUUUUAUCCGUUUAGCGUGUCCAAGUCGACCAGCUGCAACAACAAGAAAGGUUGUGCUAAAGUAAAAAAUAUUGAGUUUUACAAUCCUAAAUAUCCUGAGCGGUAUAAUCAACCAAACAGUGGAAUACAUUCUGAAGAUUCCCGGAAUGCACAUAGAGAAUCGAACCGCAAACGAUGGAACUCAGAUAACGCAUUGUGGUGGCACAAAAUGAGAAGUCUAAGGAAGAAAAACUUUGAGGAAUAAUAAAGUAAACGAAUAAAUGUUUGUUGCUAAGAUCAUGUAUAGAUUAGUUUAUGUUUU